Molecule: messenger RNA, 3934 nt
Organism: Balaenoptera musculus (blue whale)
Lineage: Eukaryota; Metazoa; Chordata; Mammalia; Artiodactyla; Balaenopteridae
Gene: SGTB
Product: small glutamine rich tetratricopeptide repeat containing beta
Exons: 11
Coding region: 229-1143 (304 amino acids)
Biological process (GO): post-translational protein targeting to endoplasmic reticulum membrane
Cellular component (GO): membrane; TRC complex
Molecular function (GO): molecular adaptor activity; protein binding
Source: RefSeq, a predicted model, not a curated record
CGGUUCUGGCGAGGCUCAUCAGCUGGGUUGAAGCGCACAGCUGGGUGGGCUAAGAGGUGGCGGCGGUCUGGGAGCCGGGGAAGUUUGGGCCACCGCUCGCAGUGCUGCGCUUCGAAGCCAGGCUCAAGCCCGGAGAACGAGGGGGCGGCGGACCGACUUACGGACGCCCUCGGGCCCGCUGCCACCGUCUCGCGUCCUCUUCCCUGGAAAAGUGUUUAAACUUUAAAAAUGUCAUCCAUCAAGCACCUAGUUUAUGCAGUUAUUCGUUUCUUACGGGAACAAAGUCAGAUGGAUGCUUAUACUUCAGAUGAGCAAGAAAGUUUGGAAGUUGCAAUUCAGUGCUUGGAGACAGUUUUUAAAAUCAGCGCAGAAGAUACACAUCUAGCAGUUUCACAGCCUUUGACAGAAAUGUUCACAAAUUCCUUCUGUAAGAAUGACAUUCUGCCUCUCUCAAACUCAGUGCCUGAAGAUGUGGGAAAAGCUGACCAAUUAAAAGAUGAAGGCAAUAACCACAUGAAAGAAGAAAAUUAUGCUGCUGCAGUGGAUUGUUACACACAGGCGAUAGAAUUGGAUCCAAAUAAUGCAGUUUAUUAUUGUAACAGGGCUGCUGCUCAGAGUAAAUUAGGUCACUACACAGAUGCAGUAAAGGAUUGUGAAAGAGCAAUAGCGAUUGAUUCAAAGUACAGCAAGGCCUAUGGGAGAAUGGGGCUGGCCCUCACUGCCAUGAAUAAAUUUGAAGAAGCAGUUACAAGUUAUCAGAAGGCAUUAGAUCUUGAUCCUGAAAAUGAUUCCUAUAAGUCAAAUCUGAAAAUAGCAGAACAGAAGUUAAGAGAGGUAUCUAGUCCUACAGGAACUGGAUUGAGUUUUGACAUGGCCAGCUUAAUAAAUAAUCCAGCCUUCAUUAGUAUGGCAGCAAGUUUAAUGCAGAAUCCUCAAGUUCAACAGCUAAUGUCAGGAAUGAUGACAAAUGCUAUUGGGGGACCUGCUGCUGGAGUUGGGGGCCUAACUGACCUGUCUAGCCUCAUCCAAGCGGGACAGCAGUUUGCUCAGCAGAUACAGCAGCAGAAUCCUGAACUUAUAGAGCAACUUAGAAAUCACAUCCGGAGCAGGUCAUUCAGCAGCAGUACUGAAGAACAUUCCUGACUUGACCAGGGGCCCUAGCCCAGAAUGCAAAUGGCGAUGGCUCUGAAGUGUCUGCUGUAGAUAGUGGCCAAAACAAAAACAAACCUAAAAAAUAAAUCUGUCUAGACAAUAGGUUUAUCACAAACAGACUUGAAUAUAACAUGAUUCCUUUGUAAACGAGUGAUCAUCAGUAGCCUUGUUAAGUGCCAGUAUAGCACUUAACUGGGCAGGGUUCCAUUUUCAUAUCUUCAUCAUAUUUGUAUACUAGAUUUAAUAGCAGAGUAUAUUUAUUGAACAGUAAGGCUGUUUACUGGUGAAUUCUCUAGCACCAAAUUCCUGUAGGCAAACUUUUUGAAAGGGGAGAUGACUAAGAGGAAAGGUUUCUCACGCUGAUUUAGGGGAAAUAUACUUGCCACUGAGCAGCAUCUCUAGAGAGAAGAAAUUCGAUACUGGGUUUAGCUUUGAUAGUGCAAUCAGUAAUGAAUAGAUGAUAUAUGGACCAGUACUAUCUUUAAUGCUGCUUGUUCUGUUGGGUGAUGAAAUCUUAAGAGUUGGUGGAAAGCAGUAUUCAGUGUUGUUUAGAAAAGCAAAAAAUAGAUGCUGUGAAUGUAUAGAAAGUGAAUGUAGGGUGCUCAGGUUUUUUGCAUAGUUCUUAACUAAUCUUGCCUGCAGUUUGGUAUUGAUAACAUUAGCAUGGCCACUUACGCUAAGUACGUAAUAAAAUACAUUUAGAAACCCUUAAUGAUACUGGUUAGGUCAGUUGUGUAACUGUUCAGUUUAAUUAGCACAAUUUCCCCAGUGGUGACCUUACCAUGGAAACUCUCAAAUAUAUCUACAUUUAAAUAAACUAAUGGCUUGGCCCUUAAGUUAAGGAUUUUCUAGGUGGCAUUUAAUUAUGUGCCUGUAAACACUGAUUUUUUAAAACUCAGUAAUUAUUUGAUGGGUUACAAAAAGCAUCUAUUACUAUCACUGCUUGUUCAUGUUAAUCCUCUGCUAUAAUUUGGCUUGGCAUGUCGCUUUUAUGCUUAACCUUAAUUUGAUGUAGCUUAAACGUAACAGGGGACUUGAAAUAUUUUAUUGAAAUUAGAAUACAUAUUAGUGGAGAGACGUGGCACUAAGUAUUAGUGGAAUGGCUUUAACUAUAGUGAUGGAUGCGACUGUUCUAAUUCCAACUGGAAUUUCUUUGGUUUGUUAUUAUGAAAUUGGUAAGGUUGGCGGACACAUAAAUUUCACAAGUGUUGUGAGAUAAAACUGAAAUAGAAAGUAAUAUAAAAUUAAAUCAGUAAUACCGAUGAUGAUCAGGGCUUUACUAUAACUGUUUUCCUCAAAAGGCUAAUUACUUGGUAUUUUGAAGUUUAAAAGCCAACUUUCCCUUUUUUCCCUUUGUGAGAUUAGAACAGUGGUUCUAUAAUUUCACUGUAAGAGUCACCUGGGGAUUUGUUAAAAAUGCAGAUUCAGGGGCACACUUUUCAGUUUUUAUGUAGUAGGUCCUGUAAUAAGGUCUGGGAAUCACCAUUUCAAAUAGCACACCAAGUGGUUCUGAUGUAGGUCCAAAGGACUCUUAAUUUAAAGCAACACUAGGUUAGAGAUUUCUUUUAGGCCAGCAAAACACCUAACUGCCUGGGUUCAGGCUACAAGGAAGAGCUACAUGAACCUACAGUUCUGGUCAGAGCAGAGCGGGACUUAAAUCUAAGCUAAGCCUUCUGAAUUAAGUCUCCUAUAUUGCAUCUAAAUCAACUUAAUUUUUCAUGAAGUUAAAUUCAGAUCCUGGUGUUCAAAUGUUACACAGAAUAAAGUACUAACUAAUCAUAGGAAAGUGAUGACUGUGAUAAAAAAAAAAAGAGUUGAUCCUUAAUUAAAAGUUAAUCACUCUUGGGAAUUCCCUGGCGGUCCAGUGGUUAAGGCUCAGCGCUUUCACUGCUGAGGACCCAGGUUCAAAUCCCUGGUCAGGGUACUAAGAUCCCACAAGCUGCGCGGCACGGCCAAAAAAACCCAAAAAACACUCUUAUCGAGUGUUGAGUAAGAAAAGGUGCCUAGCAUAACUAUCUUGAGUGCAUUAAAAAUGCUUUCAGAUAAGUAAAAUUGGUAAGCCUCUAACUGACUAGGAAAAUAGAGAAAAUAUGAAUCAACAGUAUCAGAAGUGAAAGAGGGGAUAUCACUGCUGACCCUGUAGAUAUUUAAAAGAUUAUUAGAAAAUACUAUGACCAACUCUACACCCAUGUAUUUAACAACUUAGAUGAAACAAAUUCCUUGUAAGAUGCAAACUACCAAAGCUCACUGAAGAAAUAAAGAUAUCCUCCAGAAAAGAAAGAUACAGGCCCAGUUUCAAUGGUGAAUUCUACCAAACACUUAAUACCAAUUCUACACAAUCUCUUCCAGAAAACAGAAGAGGAAACACUUCCCAACUCAUUUUAUUUCACCAUUACUUUGAUACCAAAAUUGAAGACAUUAUAAGAAAAAACAGUUUAAAACAAAUGUUUUGAUUUACUAAUAUCUGUAGUUAAGGUAGCCAUUCUUUUUACAUGCAGUAAUGCGAAUUGGUGUAUUUCUUCCAUUUCAUCCUUCUAGUUUGUUUCUUUUCUAAUAUACCAUCCAUAACAAAUUAAACCUAGAUAAUCUGUCCACUUACCUGGAUUUCCAUUCUAUUCAAGCCAUUUUUGCUUUUUAAGUACUUUCAUCACUUUGGAAUUACUGCAUUGCACGCUAUUGCAAGAAGGUUUUGUGUAGCUGUAUUGUGUUAGCUACUCUUAAAAUGAUAAACAAUGCUCCAAAAGUUAUUUUGCUUGUCUGAAACAAGAGGGCAUUAAAGUAA